Messenger RNA from Salmo salar (Atlantic salmon), 2494 nucleotides. NCBI's taxonomy places the organism in Eukaryota, Metazoa, Chordata, Actinopteri, Salmoniformes, Salmonidae. The record is from RefSeq and is a predicted model, not a curated record.
CUAAUUCUGUUACAAUUUAGAGUAUAUUCUAUUCUUUUCUGCUAUUCCUAGUUGUUUCAUUGUCUAUUUAUGUGUCCCAUAUGGCAGGAUUUGGGACAGAGGGUAUAACUAUGGUUACAAUGGGCGACAAGUUCUUUAUUUUAUGGUCAGAUCAUGUGGUUUGGGUGUGACCUUUGCUGCUAGUUCAAAUAUAACAAGGUCUGUUGUGAAGCAAGUAAGAUCUUUUUAUUUGAUUUGUUAUGUACUAUAUUAGCUAUAUAAUGUUUCUCCAAACAGAAAAAGAAGUGCAGAGUUCGCCUCGGGAUUGGGAGCCGCUGUCCAUCGCCGUUCCCAAUCCCACCCAAACUGACGUCAUUGGAUGCCAGCAUGGUAACUGCGUCAGUUUGGAAAAACCGGGAGAAGAAGAACGUAAAGGAUCACCACCAACUUGAUUCUUCCUUUGUCUCUUCUUUCCAUUUGAAACCGUCUACAACAUCUCUGACACCCCUCGACCCCUUGUCUGGCCGAACACCAAUCGGCGCUGCAUCCCCCUCACCCCCUGGAUCCCCUGCCAGAUCCCCUUCCACUCUCUCCAAGUUCUUCAGCCUCUCUUCCCUCUCCUCUCUCCACAUGUCAUCUGUCUCUUCUUCUUCUUCAGAGGAAGGAUCACAGACCUCCUCCCCUUUUAGUGCUUCCUCUGUUUCCCUGGCUGUCUCAACUCAGCCAUCCUCCUCUGCCACUCCCCCCAGUCCUGCCUGCCCUUCCUCCACAACCCACGUCUCCUCCCUGCCCCCCAGUCCUCCUCUCCAAACCCCGUGGACCACCAUGGAGAGACCAACAAAGACAGUGAGACUGCCAGAGAUCUUAUGAGCUCUGAGGUCAAAGAGGUGGGGGCAUUUGUUCCACAGACAAAGAGAAUGGUACCCCGAUUUGCUGGCAUCGCAGAGGCCUCCAUUGACCUGAGGGAUUCCUCUGUCUCCUUGGAGAGGCCAUUGGUCAGACCUCGGGAAGCCAUGGCUCGCCUCCCAAACCUGUUCAGCAAGAGUAGCACCCAGCUGGGGGAGCAGAGCUGCACAGGCGAGGGCGAAGACAACACCAAGCUCCUCGGGUUGCCUAAUAUUGGCAACACCUGCUUCAUGAACUCUGCUCUGCAGUGCCUGCUGGGGCUGCCAGCAUUUUGCAGAGACAUCCUGAGACAGCAGGACACCUGGAGUUCCUCCCCCUCCUCUAAACUGCUAUGCUGCUUUGCCGAGUUACAUCAGGCAAGGCUUUCUGGAGGCACUGUCAAUGCUAAGAAAAAGGAAAAGAUGAAAAUCCUUCAAACAGUCAAGCGCUGUCUCUCCGUUGUCAAUGAGGACUAUGAGGACGACGGUGAACAGGAUGCCCAUGAAUGUGUGUUGCUCCUCCUCUUUCAGCUGAAGGAGGAGGGUAUGGCAUUAAAGGGCUCCCCAGAGCCAUACACCUGCCCCGUGAAGCAGUUAGAAUUCAAGCUGAAGACUUUCCGUACCUGCACCAGCUGUGGAGUUAUAGUGUAUGGUCAGGAGGAUUACAAUCACCUGUCACUGAACCUGAGCCAAGACCUGACACACAGCCUGGACCUCUACUUUAAGCCAUCUGCAUUAGAGUGUGCAUGCAGGGUGUGCUCAGGCAGCAUGGCAUCUGUGACUAGGCACUUCCUCACGCUGCCCCGGGUCCUAAUGCUUCAUAUCAAGCGGUUUACUGCAGGCAACUGGGAGCCAGAGAAGGUGGAUGAUCCCAUAUCCAUCCCUGCAGAACUGACCCUCCCAGCCGUAUGUGGGGCGACAGCCCCUGUCCAGCAUGGAGCCAGGGCAAGCUCCAUGGGGAAAAACAACAUGGACAACACACCUGCAAACUCCCCGAAAGGCACCCUUGAUAGACCAGCUUCAAAUUCCUCUGACCAGCUAGAGAAACCAGCUGUUAGUGAGAAAGAGCAGCAGGCAGCCGCUGUGAGACACCAGCCAGACAAUAUCUACAAAUUGUCAAGUGUGAUCUCACAUCUGGGAGACAACAUGUGUACAGGUAAAAUGCACGCACGCACACACAAUUCUGAAAGCUUAAUGUACACUCUAUUCUGUUUCCCUUGUUCCCUAGGCCACUACAUCAGUGAUGUUUUGGACAGCCGUGGCAGUGGGUGGCUCUGCCUGGAUGACGCACAUGUCUUGAGGACAGAUGAGGCCACUGUGCUGAGGGCAACGGCACAGACUGCCUACAUCCUGUUCUAUGUCUGCAGUGGAGCAGGUGAAGGAGACCAGGCCCCUCACUACUAGGAGAAGCACCAGGAGAACCCAUCGUUAGGGGCACAGCGCUCAGGGACCACCUGGAGUAGCACCUACCGCACACCAAGAAACAUCAGAUUCAUCGAAUUAGGAUGCCCUAGACCACCAUCAAGCUGCCCUAGACCACCAUCAAGCUGCCCUAGACCACCAUCAAGCUGCCCUAGACCACCAUCAAGCUGCCCUAGACCACCAUCAAGCUGCCCUAGACCACCAUCAAG